This is a messenger RNA of Arabidopsis lyrata subsp. lyrata, 1832 nucleotides long. RefSeq names its product aldehyde dehydrogenase family 3 member H1. Gene Ontology annotation, molecular function: aldehyde dehydrogenase (NAD+) activity. Gene Ontology annotation, cellular component: cytoplasm. The record is from RefSeq and is a predicted model, not a curated record. Lineage: Eukaryota; Viridiplantae; Streptophyta; Magnoliopsida; Brassicales; Brassicaceae. Gene Ontology annotation, biological process: aldehyde metabolic process.
AAAAAAUUAUUACUUCUUAUUUGGCACGAGCAACGUCAAUAUCUCUAUGAAAAGAAUAUUUAUUUUCUUGAUUCAACAAAAUCAAUAUCAGUUUUUCUCGGGAUCCGAACUCAAUAUUUUUUCUCUUCUCUCUUCUCUCUCUUUCCCGUGAUUGCUGUGUUAAUAAUUUUUUUAUUUUUGUGUACGUUUUUAAAACACUAAAGAGAGGUUUUGAGGAAUGGCGGCGAAGAAGAUGUUUGGAGCGGCGGAUGCGAGUAUUUUGGUGACGGGUCUUAGUCGGAGUUUUGAUGAUGGUGUGACUCGUGGUUAUUAAUGAAGAGUGACUCAGCUUAAGAAACUUUUGAUUAUUUGUGAUAAUUAUGAGCUUGAGAUCGUCGCGGCUCUUCGCGAUGAUCUUGGGAAGCCUGAGCUUGAAUCUUCUGUUUAUGAGGUAUCUUUACUGAGAAACUCUAUCAAGUUAGCUCUUAAGCAGCUAAAGAACUGGAUGGCGCCGGAGAAGGCCAAAACUUCUCUAACAACGUUUCCUGCAUCGGCCGAGAUUGUGUCUGAGCCUCUUGGUGUUGUGUUAGUUAUCUCGGCUUGGAACUAUCCCUUCCUGUUGUCUAUUGAUCAUGUUAUUGGUGCAAUUUCUGCUGGGAAUGCUGUUGUCUUGAAGCCAUCGGAAUUGGCUCCAGCUUCGUCUGCUCUGCUUGCGAAGUUACUGGAACAGUAUCUUGAUUCUUCUGUGGUGCGAGUUGUCGAAGGAGCUGUUACUGAAACAACUGCUCUGCUGGAGCAGAAGUGGGACAAGAUAUUCUACACAGGUAGUUCAAAAAUUGGGCGUGUCAUAAUGGCGGCAGCUGCGAAGCGUCUUACACCGGUUGUUCUGGAGCUUGGAGGAAAAUCGCCUGUUGUUGUAGACUCGGAUACCGAUUUGAAAGUUACUGUGAGGCGGAUAAUCGCAGGCAAAUGGGGUUGCAACAACGGACAGGCGUGCAUUUCGCCAGACUAUAUCUUGACGACAAAAGAAUAUGCUCCAAAAGUGAUUGAUGCCAUGAAGAAAGAAUUGGAGACGUUUUAUGGGAAGAACCCUAUGGAGUCGAAAGAUAUGUCACGUAUCGUAAACUCGACUCACUUUGAUCGCUUGUCUAAGCUGUUAGAUGAGAAGGAAGUUUCUGACAAAAUCGUCUACGGUGGUGAAAAGGACAGAGAAAAUCUGAAAAUUGCUCCAACAAUCUUGCUCGACGUACCAUUAGAUUCUCUGAUCAUGAGUGAAGAAAUAUUUGGCCCUCUCCUUCCAAUUCUCACGCUCAACAACUUGGAAGAGAGUUUUGAUAUGAUUCGCUCUCGACCUAAGCCACUUGCUGCAUACUUGUUUACUCAUAACAAGAAGCUGAAAGAGAGAUUUGCAACGACAGUCUCCGCUGGAGGCAUAGUGGUGAACGACAUAGCUGUUCAUCUUGCACUUCACACAUUGCCAUUCGGAGGAGUUGGCGAAAGUGGAAUGGGUGCUUACCAUGGUAAAUUCUCAUUUGAUGCUUUUAGUCACAAGAAGGCUGUUCUCUACAGAAGCCUUUUCGGUGAUUCAGCAGUCAGGUAUCCGCCUUACUCGAGAGGAAAGCUUAGAUUGUUAAAAGCCCUUGUCGAUAGCAAUAUAUUCGAUAUAUUCAAAGCUCUUCUCGGUUUAUCUUAAACGGUAAAAGGCCGGGGACAUUUCCUCCUGUAUCUUAUUUUCUUGGUUUUUCAAAUAUGAACCUAUUGGUUUUCAAAUAUAUAUGUUUUGGUUUUGUGGGGAUGAAUAUUGGAGUCGAUAAAUAAAAGUUUUCGGUUGAUUAUGGAAACCGGUUUCUUCA